Molecule: messenger RNA, 4288 nt
Organism: Octopus bimaculoides (California two-spot octopus)
Lineage: Eukaryota; Metazoa; Mollusca; Cephalopoda; Octopoda; Octopodidae
Biological process (GO): protein phosphorylation
Molecular function (GO): MAP kinase activity; ATP binding
Source: RefSeq, a predicted model, not a curated record
UCCAAGUUUGUUGAGUGGAGAGAAUGUGUUUUUUUUUUUUGACUCCUAAGUGAUUUAAUAGAAACCUUACAUUGAUUAUUUAUUGGCAAUUAGUUACUUUAUUGUUCCUGGACUACACGGAUUUAGUAAUAGUUUACAGAUCGCAUUCCAGUUGACACAAUGCAGAACAAUAACAACAAUAGUGACAGCCACAACAACAACAACAACAACAACAGCAACAAUAUGACACAGAGUAAAAGUCACAUGGCCAAAACACAGAGCAACAUUCUCAAGAAUUUGUCUUUCCUCAAAAAACGCAGCUUCGACGUUAAGUUCGAUUUGGAAGGCACCGGCUACUCUGCCGUAGAGAAAAUCGGCAUCGGAGCAUACGGGGUCGUGUGUUCGGCCGUACAGAGUCGGACCGGGGACAAAGUAGCCAUCAAAAAAAUACCGAACGUCUUCGAUCACUGGGUUGUGACAAAGCGGACUUUUCGGGAGAUCAAGAUUCUGAAACACUUUAAACACGACAAUAUCAUCUCGAUACGAGACAUUCUGAAACCGAAAGAGGGCCCCGUUGACUUCCGAGACAUCUAUGUCGUGCUCGAUCUCAUGGAGAGCGACCUGCGUCAGAUCAUCUACUCAAAACAACCGCUGACCGAAGAACACAUCCGAUACUUCUUAUACCAGAUUCUCCGCGGCCUCAAGUACAUCCAUUCUGCUAACGUGGUCCACCGAGAUUUAAAACCCAACAACCUGCUUGUACGAGAAAACUGCCACCUGAGGAUUGGGGAUUUUGGUAUGGCCCGUGGGAUCCACUCCUCCCUAUUUGAUGGCACCAACAACUUCUUAACCCACUACGUAGCAACUCGCUGGUACCGAGCUCCAGAAAUUAUGUUCUCUCUCCUGGAAUAUGGUAGUGCUAUGGAUAUGUGGUCUGUUGGUUGCAUUUUUGCAGAAAUGCUUGGCCGAAAACACUUAUUUCCUGGAAAGGAUUACAUCAAACAAGCUCAGUUAAUCAUUGAAAUCCUCGGUUCACCAUCGGAGAAGUUCCUCUCAGCCUGCCAAUCAGAUUUGAUCAAGAAAUUCCUUAUACAACUUGGAAACAAGAAACCAGUUCCAUGGUCAACUCUGUACCCCAAAGCUAGCCGCAAGGCCCUUGAUCUUCUUAGCAAGUUGCUGGUUUUGGUCCCUUCUGACCGAUUUACAGUCGAACAGGCCUUACGACAUCCUUAUUUAUCAAUUUACCAUGAUCCUGAUGAUGAACCUAUCUGCGUUCCUGCCUUCAAUUUUGAUUUUGAGAAGCAGGAUAUGUCGAUAGAACAGUUCCGGAAGGCCAUCUACGAGGAAAUUAUUGAAUAUCAUGCGUCUGAGAAUCCAACAUUGAGCUUCAACCCUGUUUUACGGCCAGCACCGAAGACAAGCGAACCGCAAACGAUUCAGAGCCAAACUGCAAAUGUUCCCUCAAACUUUGGUUCCUCUGUAGAAGUAACAGAGCAAGGCGCUGCCCUCCAAGCAUUCGUCAAGCAGUUACGCGAGAGAGUCAAGACCUCUACCUUGGAUCGACAAAACCAAAACCCUGACCGAGAUGUAAUACCUUUGCAUCUCCUGCCCGACCAUUCUUCACACAACGCCUCACACACUAGUGUUGCUGCCACCACCACUACCACUACCCCCGCCAACAACAGCAACAAUAAUAACCAUGCUAGUAAUACUACUACUACUACUACUAAUACCUCCAUUAGCAAUCUGGAAUCUGUGACUAACCAGAAGCAGAAUGUCCACGGUGGCGUUGACCGUGUGGAACAGAACCUGCUGACCAUUCCUAAUAGCCAUGACUUGGACGAUAUUGAAAUGCUCAGUGCAAAGAGUUCCGAUUCUAAAAUGGAAUCUACAUCCCAUCAACUGCUGGCAGCAUCUUCGAAAGAACAAAAACAAGAACCGGUGGUAGACAAACCAGAGCACCAAACAAUCUCAACCGACACAAGGGAGUUGAUUAAGGCAGCUCUUCGGAACUCAAACCUCAAGAAACGGAAUGAUGUUGAAGUGAAAGAUGACAAUCGACCUCGUCCUGUAACUGCAGCCCAACGUCAGAGGGAACGAGAAGACAAACGACGGAAAAGGAAAGAAAGAGCUUUGAAACGAAUGAAAGACAAAAAAGCUCAAGAUGCGGAGGCUGAAGACUUGCUGUCAGAUGCUGACAAGGAACUCUUGGAACGCUGGAAAAACAUGCAAACACAGAAGGCAGCCCCAAAGACAGCACUGCAAAACCCCUCUGUUGGAAACAGUGCCAUCUCGUCUGUGAUGCAUGCUGAACAAGAAAAUCACUCACAGCAGCAACAACAACAACAACAACAUUCACAACAACAACAACAGCAACAUGCACAACCACAGCAACAGCAGCAACCUUUACAAAGAUUUCAGAACCCUUCAGAACAGCAACAGCAGCAGCAACUGACACAUUCAACUGUCAUGAUUGCUCCGUCGAUCCUCAACCAUUAUUCUUUAACACACCCUGUGUCAGCAGCAGCAGUGGCGCCAUCUGUGGCCGUUCAGUCUGCCAUAUCUUCGGCCGUAGCGAAUGCACAGGUGAAAAAUAACCUGUUAGUAUCAAACGGCAUCAGUUCAAAGCAGCCACAGCAGGAAAAUGUGAACAGGCCCAUCUACAGCUUGAUCUGUCGCAACUCACAGCUGCAGAAUGAAACAUCUUUACCGGGUGAAGUACCCCAGGAUUUCGGUACCCUAAACAUUGAAAACCUUCAGCUGCUUGGACUUCUAAACCUCCAGAGUAGUCAACAAUUACCAACCGUUAUCCCCGUCCCUUAUCAUCAGCAAACACCCUUGGCUGUGCAGACCCUCCCAUCGGAAGCUGCACUGCCGACACCCAACCUCACUUUGAUCUCUCCGCCUCAUUGCCCGGCAAACAGCGCCGGUUCAGUCACAGACAUGGUCAGUUCUCCACCGUCGACGUUGCCUCUUGUGUCACUUUCUGGAACAUCGAGUGUGUCCAGCAUCAGUUCCACCAUAUCUCCCACUUACACUUCAAUAUCAUCUAUCACAAACAACACUUCUGCCACUCACAACACAUCGCUGUCUCCCAGCCAGUUCGUUUCCCCUGAUAUCUCAUUGCCCGACCCCACGGUGACGACCGGGUCCAACUCUUUCUUAGCAAUGGCCAAAUGGAAGGACGUUACAUUCGAUGCUCCACUGUCCAAUGAAACGAGUGUUCAAAUCCCCGAAGCAUCAGUGAAUCCAAAUGGCCCAUUGCCACCCUCAGAUUCUACAUUGUCAACCCCACCCCCUGCUGCUGUUGACACAUCACGGACCAGGAAUUUCGAUGAUAUUCUACCAAAUUCCGAAAGAUUCCAACCCAGUCACUAUAGCAACCAGUUUCCAUGUGUACCAACCAUAGAAGUGAGCUGCAUCAAUGAAGACAGCAACAAACCAAUGAUUGAAGCUCCAACCAAUUCCAGCACCAUGGUCUCGGAACAGUCAGACGUAUCUUCGGAUCUUAUAUCUGUACUUAGCAAGCAACUGUCCAAGUACCAGGUGGAGGAAAUUGCACCAUUGUCUUUGGCUGUCACCCCGAAGGGCACAGGAGGGGGUUAUGGUGUCGGACUGAAUAUUGAUCUUGAUGCUCUUAUGGCUGAAAAUCUAACAGAGAAAACAGACAGUGGAAAAUAUGAAAUAUCUCCUCUGUCUUCGUCACUCCUCGCUCACUGGAUGGACGUCACAGCAAAUAUGGAUAUCCAGACUUUGGAAGAGGAACUUGAAUUAAGCAUGCAGUCACCCAUGGCCUUAUCUUACAGUGACUUAAGUCUCUGCUCAUCUUGAAGCUGUAGCAUAGAGGACAGCUGAAAACAGACUUCAUUUUGUGUGUGUGUGUGCGUGUAUACAUAUAUAUUGGGCUAUAUGUGUGUGUGUGUCGAAGUUUAAAAAUUCAAGAAGACAAUUCCAAUUUUCUUUGUUGAAACAGUCUUCAGGUGUAUGCAUGUAUGUAUAAAUAUGCAUGUGUGUGUGUAUACAUGAUGCACAUGUGAGAGAGAGUUUUUUAAAAAAAAUAGUUGAUCCUUGACAGCUUAUCUGAUCUCUAGUCUUAUAUCCUUGAUUUUCUUCAACAACCCCCUCCCCUCAUUACCACCGUCUCCACCACCUCCACUGCACUUACCGCCACCACCACCAACCUCAUUCUGUGUUUUGUCAUUCAUGAGUUUAGUAUGUUAGAAACAUAUGAAAUUCUUUGGUUCAAAGAAUACCAGAAUAUUGGAAUAAAGGUAUCAGAAUAAAUUAUAAUUUGUCCUAAAAUUAAUGU